ACCAAAUAGUUGUUAUGAACAAGUUAUAAAAAGAGAAAUAAGAAAAAUAUUCCUACAUAUAUAUAUAUAUAUGGAAAACUUAAUUAUAUGAUAAAGUCUGAAAAUUGAUUUUCUUUUUCUGAACCCUUUUGUGUUUAAACCAGCCAUAUCCGGCCCAUAUAUUCUGACUAUUUCAUAAUCAAACCAACUGGAUUUGACCUCUCAUAUCUACCCUACAAUGCCACUCUAAAAAUAAUCACAUUGUUGAAAUUUCAAACCUAUGAGAUAAAGUCACAGGCUUAAUUCAAAACAACGUGAAUGAAAAAGAAUUACAAAUACCAGAGUAAUUUGAAUACUAAAAGGUUAAAAUGUCGAAAGAUUUUGGAAAAUUCCCACACCAAUGUGAUAUUUGUCAUAAAUCGUUUUCUCAAAAAUAUAGCCUUACAACUCACAAACGUAUUCAUACAGGAGAAAAGCCACAUCACUGUGAUAUCUGUGGUAAAACAUUUCGUCGGAAUGUGCACUUAAUUGACCACAGACGUAUUCAUACAGGGGAAAAACCAUAUCACUGUGAUGCCUGUGGUAAAUCAUUCUCUCGGAAACAAAAGUUAAUUGAUCACAAGCUUAUUCAUACAAGUGAGAAACAAUAUCAGUGUGAUAUCUGUGAUAAAUCAUUCUAUAUUGGUUAUCACCUAACAAAACACAAGCGCAUUCAUACAAGGGAAAAACCAUUUCAGUGUGAUGUCUGUGAAAAAUCAUUUUCUUGUCAUACCAGUUUAGCUAAACACAAUCGCAUUCAUACAGGAGAGAAACCAUAUCGCUGUGAUAUCUGUGGUGAAUCAUUCUCUCACAAUGAUAGCUUAGCUAAGCACUGUCGCAUUCAUACAGGAGAGAAACCAUAUUGCUGUGAUGUCUGUGGUAAAUCAUUCUCACAGAAUGGUCACUUAGCUGUGCACAGACGCAUUCAUACAGGAGAGAAGCCAUAUUGCUGUGAUAUCUGUGGUAAAUCGUUCUCUCAGAAUGAUAACUUAGCUAUGCACAGUCGCAUUCAUACAGGAGAGAAACCGUAUCACUGUGAUAUUUGUGGUAAAUCGUUCUCUCAGAAUGAACACUUAGCUAAACACAAUCGCAUUCAUACAGGAGAGAAGCCAUAUCGCUGUGAUAUUUGUGGUAAAUCAUUCUCUCAGAAUGAUAACUUAGCUAAACACAAUCAUAUUCAUACAGGAGAGAAACCGUAUUCCUGCGAUGUCUGUGGUAAAUCAUUCACUCAGAAUGGUCACUUAGCUGUGCACAAUCUCAUUCAUACGGGAGAGAAGCCAUAUCACUGUGACACAUGUGGUAAAUCGUUUUCUCAGAAAGAUAACUUAGAUAUGCACAAUCGCAUUCAUACAGGAGAGAAGCCAUAUCACUGUGAUAUCUGUGGUAAAUCAUUCUCUCACAAUGAUAGCUUAGCUAAACACUAUCGCAUUCAUACAGGAGAGAAGCCAUAUUGUUGUGAUAUCUGUGGUAAAUCAUUCUCUCGGAAUGACCACUUAGUUGUGCAUAUUCGCAUUCAUACAGGAGAGAAACCAUAUCACUGUGAUUUUUGUGGUAAAUCAUUCACUCAGAAUGAAAACUUAACUAAACACAAGCGUGUUCACAUAGGAGAGAAAACAUUGCUGUGAAAUCUGUGGUAAACCAUUCUUUUGAAAUGUUAAACAGAUUUUUUCUUGUAGUUGCCUAACCAGGAAUAUAGCAUCCUUUGUGCAACUGACUGGCUCAAAUCCAGACUGAAUUUUAUCUACACUAACUCUCUCCUUAAUUGAGCUAUGACUACCAUCACCUGGUCCAGUGAUUCCUGAUGGGCCGGUGGCUUUCCCUGUUUUCAUAUCCUUAAUUGCCCUAUCUACCAAACUUCUGUUGAUUGAAGUAGCUGAUCUCAGAGUUGGGUCGACAUAGUUUCUAACUUGCCUGGUUAUACAUGUUUAAAACUCUACCUGAAAAUGUUUCUAUGAUGUAAUUUUAAAAUGCAUCAAUAAGAUGCUACCAAAACAUUUUAAA
This is a messenger RNA of Octopus sinensis (East Asian common octopus), 2019 nucleotides long. RefSeq names its product zinc finger protein 135-like. NCBI's taxonomy places the organism in Eukaryota, Metazoa, Mollusca, Cephalopoda, Octopoda, Octopodidae. Bases 348 to 1643 code for a protein of 431 amino acids. The record is from RefSeq and is a predicted model, not a curated record. The transcript has a single exon.